AUGGAGAAUCGAGCUCUAAAUCUCCUAGACGAAGCCCUAGGCCUCGACCACCAGACUGACCCAUGGCCUCUUUGCGGCAAAGUGGUUCUAGUUGAAGACUGCGUAGAAACCAGCGGCUGUUUUGUGCUUCACCAACUCUUAAAGCGCACGCUCUCUCCCCAAUCUCCAAACAAUACAAUCAUCUUCCUUGCCUUCUCUCACUCCUUCUCCCACUACGAUCGCAUUGUACGGAAACUGGGUUGCAAUUUGGUAGCACAAAGAGAAAAUGGCAGAUUCUUUUUCUUUGAUAUGCUUAAGCAGCUGUGUCCAGAUGAGAAGGAAGGAAAAACUGGCAAAGGUGGAUUUCCUGCGUUGUACAGGAAAAUGCAGAAAACAAUAGGUGCCUUGCCUGAAAACAACCAGAACCAUGCUACCAUAAUGAUAGAUGACAUGUCUCUCAUGGAGGUGGCUGCUCACGGUUCUUUAGAGCAUGUCUUAGACUUCAUGCAUUAUUGUCACACUUUAACGUCAGAGUUUGGUUGUUCCUUGAUAACGCUUAAUCAUGAGGAUAUAUACUCAAGCAUGGAGAGGCCUACAUUUAUGUUACAGAUGGAGUACCUUACGGAUGUUUUGAUAAAGGUGGAACCUUUGGCGACUGGGUUGGCAGCUGAUGUACAUGGUCAGUUGACAGUUUUGAACAGGGGAAUUUGCAAAGUGAAGGGGAGCUCAAAGAACAAGAUAAGCAAUUUCCACUUCAAGGUUAAGGAAAAUGGUGUUGACUACUUCUAUCCUGGUACUCGAACCUGA
Messenger RNA from Dovyalis caffra, 786 nucleotides. The record is from the annotation of a GenBank genome assembly. Lineage: Eukaryota; Viridiplantae; Streptophyta; Magnoliopsida; Malpighiales; Salicaceae.